CUCAAUAUAUCCUUUAUCAGCUGACAAUGCUGGAGUAGUUUGAUUUUUCUGUUUUCAGUCGGAAGCGUUGGGCAGAUAACGUGUUUGUGAGGAGUUUCAGCCAGAAGUUCGGUGGUAUAAAAGGACGUGCAGCGACAGCUGGAAAGAAGUUGUCCAGAAAACUUCCAGUGUGGCGAGUCGGUGUGGAUAGCUAGCUAAUUAGCUAGGAUCAUGACUAAAGAGUUUGCUUGCUAACUCGAUAGUAUCUAGCCAGCAUUUACUAGCUAGACGUCAGUUUUGUGUUUUUGGAUAAGCUAAGCUAGCUAACCGACCUGUGAAGCUGUCGCACCCGUACAGGGAUGUGCAAUGGCAUCGGUAAAAGUGGCUGUCCGGGUCAGGCCCAUGAACAGACGGGAGAAAGAUCUUUCCGCCAAGUUUAUAAUUCACAUGGAAGGGAACAAAACCUCCAUUACCAACCUGAAGAUACCCGAGGGAAUCUCCGGGGAUUCGGGGCGAGAGAGAGUCAAGACGUUCACGUACGACUUCUCCUACGACUCAGCCGACUGCAAGAGCUCCAGCUUCGUUUCUCAGGAGAAGGUUUUUAAAGACCUUGGCACUGACGUGUUGAAGGCUGCUUUCGAGGGUUACAACGCCUGCAUCUUCGCCUACGGGCAGACGGGCUCUGGGAAGUCCUACACCAUGAUGGGACACCCGGGCGAUUCGGGGCUGAUCCCGCGGAUCUGCGAGGGUCUGUUCAGCCGCAUCGCGGGGAUGGCCAGGUGGGACGAGGCCUCCUUCCGCACCGAAGUCAGCUACCUGGAGAUCUACAACGAGCGCGUCAGGGAUCUGCUCCGGAGGAAGUCCACCAAGACCUACAACCUUCGCGUGCGAGAGCACCCCAAGGACGGGCCGUACGUGGAGGACCUGUCCAAGCACCUGGUGCAGAACUACGCCGACGUGGAGGAGCUGAUGGAGGCCGGCAACAUCAACCGCACCACGGCCAGCACGGGCAUGAACGACGUCAGCAGCCGGUCACACGCCAUCUUCACCAUCAACUUCACUCAGGCCAAAUUCGACGCGGAGAUGCCGUCGGAGACGGUGAGUAAGAUCCACCUGGUGGACCUGGCCGGGAGCGAGAGGGCCGACGCCACCGGGGCCACCGGCGUUCGCCUGAAAGAGGGCGGGAACAUCAACAAGUCCCUGGUCACCCUGGGCAACGUCAUCUCCGCUCUGGCGGACAUUUCCCAGGACGGGACGGGCACGCAGCUGAGGAAGAAGCAGGUGUUUGUGCCGUACAGAGAUUCGGUGUUAACCUGGCUCCUCAAAGACAGCCUCGGGGGCAACUCCAAGACCAUUAUGAUCGCAACCGUCUCGCCCGCCGACGUGAACUACGGCGAGACCCUGAGCACCCUGCGCUACGCCAACCGCGCCAAGAACAUCAUCAACAAGCCCACCAUCAACGAGGACUCCAACGUCAAGCUCAUCCGCGAACUCCGCGCCGAGAUCGCCCGGCUCAAGGCCCUGCUCAUCCAGGGCAAUCAGAUCGCGCUGCUGGACUCCCCCACCGCUCUCAGCAUGGAGGAGAAGCUGCAGCAGAACGAGGCCCGGGUCUUGGAACUCACGAAAGAAUGGACCAAUAAGUGGAACGAGACGCAGAACAUCCUGAAGGAGGAAACGCUCGCCCUGCGGAAGGAAGGCAUCGGGGUCGUGCUGGACUCGGAGCUGCCGCACCUGAUCGGCAUCGACGACGACCUGCUCAGCACGGGCAUCAUCCUGUACCACCUGAAGGAGGGCAAGACGUACGUGGGCCGGGAGGACGCCACGAACGAACAGGACAUCGUUCUGCACGGGCUGGACCUGGAAAGCGAGCACUGCGUGUUUGAGAACGUGAGCGGGACGGUGACCCUGGUGCCUCUUCACGGGGCCCAGUGCUCCGUCAAUGGGGUGCAGGUCACUGGGCCGUCCCAGCUCAACCAAGGUGCUGUCAUACUGCUCGGGAGAACAAACAUGUUCCGGUUUAAUCACCCUAAAGAAGCCGCUAAGCUCAGGGAAAAAAGGAAGAGCGGCCUGCUGUCCACCCUCAGCCUGUCGAUGACGGACCUGUCCAAGUCCUGCGAGAACCUCUCCGCCGUCAUGCUAUACAAUCCCGGUCUCUACAAUGUAAAGGGACCCAUCUAUCUCAGGUUGGAGUUUGAAAGGCAACAACGGGAGGAGCUCGAGAAGCUGGAACAUAAAAGGAGGCUGAUAAAGGAGAUGGAGGAGAAGCAGAAGUGCGAGAAGGCGGAGCUGGAGCGCAUGCAGCAGGAGGUGGAGUCGCAGCGCAAGGAGUCGGAGGAGGCGCAGCUGCGCAUGCGGCGGCAGGAGGAGAGCCUGAGGCAGCGCAGCCAGGACAUCGAGGGCCGCCUGCGCGACCUCCUGGCCGAGAGGGAGCGCUUCGAGGAGGAGCGCCUGCGGGAGCAGCAGGAGCUGGAGGAGCAGCGGAGGAGGCGCGUGGAGCAGGAGGAGCUGCACAGCCAGGCCCGGCUGGAGCAGGAGCGCCUGAAGGAGGAGAAGACUGAGAUCUUCCGGGAGCUGGAGCGGUUGAGGCGGGAGUGCGAGGAGCAGUCGGUGAGGCUGGAGCUGGAGAGGAGGCGCCUGGAGGAGCAGGAGCGCGAGCAGGUCUCCCUGGUGGGCCGUCUGGAGGAGCAGCUCCGGGAGAGGCACGAGACGGUGGGCCUCCUGAGGACGGACGACGCCCGGCGCCUGGAGGAGGAGAAGGAGGCGCUGGAGGAGAUCAGGGAGGUCCUGCUCAAGGCCAAGGAGGCGCGGCCCGACGGCGGCGAGGAGCCAGAGGAGGCGCGCUGCGCCAGGGGGAGGUACACAGAGUUGAAGGAGGCGCAGCUGGAGCGGCUGGGGGGCUUGCAGGAGGCACUGACGCAGGAGCAGGAGCGCCUGGAAAAGGAGGUUUCGGUGGAGCGCAAGGCCCUGGGCCUCAUGCAGCGUGCCCACGAGGAGGCGCAGGAGAAGGGGGCGCAGGACGGGGCCAGCGUGGCCCAGGAGGAGCAGCGCCUCCGCCAGGCGGAGCAGAGGCUGCACUUUAAGGAGCGGCAGCUCGCCUCCCUCACGCAGACCCACCUCCCCGCCGUCAGGGAGGAGAGGCAGCGAGCCGCCGAGCUCCUGGAGCGGGGUCCGCUGGGCCUCGACAACACCCUGUACCAGGUGGAGAAGGAGGUGGAGGAGAAGGCGGAGCAGCUGUCGGCGCACCGGGCCGGGGCGGAGGAGCUGCAGCAGCUGCAGCGGACGUACGAGUUCACGGCCAACGUGGCGCGGCAGGAGGAGAAGGUGCGGCGGAAGGAGAAGGAGAUCCUGGAGUGGCGCGGGAAGCGUCAGCGGGAGGCCCUGGAGCAGGCGGUGGCCAGGCUGGAGCGCCGAGGGGAGGCCCUGCGGAGCCGCUGCCGGUCCGCCUCCGCCGAGCCGGAGACGGAGGGGCGCGGACGCAAGCGCUCCGCCCGCGGGGGUGAGGGCGAGGAGGGGGAGGAGGAGGAAGAGGAGGAGCAAGGCUCGGAGGCCAGUCCGGAGGAGGAGCAAGGGGCUCAGGAGCAGGACGGAGAGAGGAUGGAGCGUGAGAUCCUGCAGCUGAAACAGAGGCUGAGCGAGGGUGACUCCUGUGGGCGGAGCUUCUCGGUGGGCGGGGACGACAGGUCGACCAGCCACAGCAGCUCGCCUGUCAGCCCCCGCCCGAGCCUGCCGGGCGUGCUCCCCCUCACGGACGACAGGAUAAACGCGUACAUCGAGGAGGAGGUGCAGCGGAGGCUGCAGAACAUGAGCCUGGCGAACGGGGACGUCGGCGUGGGGCUCUCCCUGUCGUCCGAAUCUCUGCGGGAAGAUGAGAAAUCUCGAAACGGGCUGGAUCCGCGGAAACUGAAAUAUAAGAGAGAACCUGAGCCUCCGCUCCAGCCUGCCAUCCCGUUCUCCUCUGGCCCCGGGACGGGCGGCCCGCCGAGCGGCGGGGACGGCGCUGGGGCGCGGGAGGGGCGGAGCUUCGUUAACGAGCCCCCCUGUCCCGCGGAGCGGCGGCGGCACGCUAAUGACCCGGAGGAGGGUUGCGUUCUCCCGGGCAGGACUGAAGAGGAGCCCCGUUUGUCACCUCAUAAAUCACGGGGACGCGAGGAGACGGCGACGGUCGCCGUGGCGGCGGAGCGCCGGGAGAUUGCGGGUCGCGCCCGCCGGCCGCCGCCCGUCCCGGCGCGAGCCGACGGGGGAGUCGGCCCGGCCCCGAGUCGCGGCGCGGACGACGGGCAGCCGGCCGACAGGGGCGGGUACCUCACCGUCAGCGGCUCGGGCCGGCCCGGCCGCUCCAGCCCCGAGCCCGGAGAGACCUCGUUAAAGGAGGGGCGGCCCGUCCUCCAGCUCGCUCGUUACCGCGUGCAAAAAUCCGCCGCCGACGCCACCGAGGUCCCAGCAGCGCCCGGCGCGGGCCUGGAAACGUCCUUGCCGAGCCGCCCUCCGGAACGCCAAUUUGGUCGCGUCGCCAUCUCCGGAGCGUCGGCCGAGGGCCGAUCGAGGACGGGACGGGACCCGUCCGCCGAUGACGAACCGUCGUCCCGGGACGUCAACGCGAACCAGAGCUACAGCCUGGGCAGCUUGCUGGGGAAGCUCUCCUCCCUGUACAGAGACGCCAGCCGCAGGCUGCAGAGCGCUCCUGGAGCCAUCCGGCCGGCCGGGAAGGGGGAGGACGCCGGCGGGGGGGGCGGCUGCUAUAAGCAGAUGUACCUGGUCAUCAAAGACCUGCCCGCCAUCCGUCACGUGCACCUGGAGAUGCCUCCGAAACCUGACGUCCCGCAGAAGAACGCCCGCUUCACUAAUUCUCUCCAGACCUACCUGCAGGACGUCAACAAGUCGGUUGACGGUGUGCCGCCCCAGACCGUGGCGGGGGUGUCGGGGGACUCCGUGACCCGUCGCUCGAGCGGAAACGUUCCCGUGUUUUGCCAGAGGCUGGUGGAGUUUCCCAGCCCCCUCCCGGAGCUUCAGGCUCAGCCUCCGCACGCCCUGCUGGCCCAGUUCCACCACGUCCUGCCGCCAACCGUUUGCUCUACCCAGAGCCUGCUCGGAGUCUACUGGCUCAGAGUCGCGAACUACGAGGAGCCCGCUCCCAGACCCGCCUGCGUGCUUCUGUUUGAUUCCGUGCUCUACGCGAUGACCUCGGCGCCCGGUGCCCAGCGAGGGACGCCGCCGCUGGCCGUGUUUCACGCGACGCCCCUUGCGCAGGUCGGCGAGAUCCACGUGGGCUUCGCCGGUCAGCACCUGAGGCUCCAGGGCUCCUCGGCCGAGUCCGUUCUGACCCUGUACACCCACAACAAGCGCCUCACCCAGGACCUCCUGGGGACCUUCCUGAAGGUCCUGUGUCCUGAGCUCGCCGAGGAGACCUUCCGGAAGCACCCUCUGCUCUGCGGGGACCUCAUGCAGCUGUCUCUGGACUGGGGUUCCCAAGUGCCCGACCUCCAGGCCAAGAGGGUGCGGGUCAGCUCGCAGCUGGACAAGGCGCUGGCCGACCUGGUGUACCUCCUGCACUGCAACAUGGGAACGGACGGCCCCCGCCUGGCGGAGGUGCGGCCGCUCCUCUACGCCAGCGUGGGCGCGGUGGUGACCCCCGAGCCCCGCCCCCGCGCCCUUGCCCAGUUCCUCCUCACCGACACCCACCUGGCGCUGGUGCAGGAGGACGGCGUGUUCCACCCCGCCCCCCGAUCGGUCGCUGCGGCGCCGCGGCGGCCCCACUUCGAGGUGGUCGGCGUGCGCCGGUGCGCGGACGUGCGCUGCGUGCUGGUGGCGGAGACGAGCGGCGUCCUCCAGCUGGACGUGGUCUUCGGCAAGGCGGGCCGAGAAGGGGGGUGCGGGGCCGGGCGAAACCACGGAAACGGGGCGUCGGCCGCCGUCCCCUCUCCCGCCGAGCCCGCUGAUUUAUCGCCCCGCUCCGAAGUCUGGAAAUUAACUUUCGGCUGUAGGGCAGAGGCCGCGGUCCUCAUUAACCGCUUGUCGGCCGUCUGAUGCGGGAGUUGUGGUGCGAUCCAACUACUGUCCGAACUGUAACCGCUCAAAAGCAGCGAAGAAGCCAAAGAAUGAUUCAUUAAUUUUAAAAAAACACUACUGGAAGAAUUGACGAAAUAAGUUUAAACUGAAUGUGUUUGUGUACGGCUAUAUGCUGGCACCGUCUGUGCUGCUAGUGUAGGUUCUCUUGUUUUAUUUGUGAAAUUUGUUCAUACUGUUUUGCCAGUUUGCACGACUGAUCUAUUUCCUCUUUUCACUCCGUUUACACCUGGUACUGUAUCUACAGCUGAUGAUGCCUUUAAACCUUUCAUAGGAAACAUCGGAAAGCUGAACACUUGUUAUUCAUUGUGUAUGCGUGGGUGUGUGUGUGUGUGUGAUUGCACGGGUACGUGUGUGUGUGUGUGUGCGCGCAUGCACGGGUGUGGGAGUGUGUGCAUGUAUGUUUGAUUGUGCUUGCGUGUGUGUGUGUUUCCUAGUACUUUAUAUUUUCAGCAAAUUGGUUCCAAAUUCUCCGGUUCACCGUACUUCAGGUUCAGCACCGAGCACUUUACUGAAGGGAGGAGGGUACUUUUAAGAAACUUUGCGGUAUAAGGGACGCCCCCUCAACAAUGUGUGCCUUUGUUUGGUCAACUUUAGUGAAACCUGUCAGCUCAGCUGAGCUGUAUAACGGGGAUGCCUUACCGCACUGCACUGCGCACAGCUGACGGCUCCACUCAAUUAGUGUCUGUCAUUCCAAAACAACAGCUUUAGUUUUUUUCAGUCUGGCUGGAGCUGACGUCUAUACGUUUUAUUUUCGUUUGUUUUUUUUGUUUUUUUUUGUCCAUCUCCAAGCUAUCACUCUUCAUUCCUUGCCUGUUUAAUGGGGGGUGGGAGGGGAAAUGGGACAACUGGGAGGCUGCUCAUGUGGGAGACAGACAAAUUUCCAUUAAGUUUGUUCGGGGUAAUAGCGAACACUCACACGUCGUUCAUUUUUGUUUCGCAUUUUUGUUUCGCUUGCGUUUGUUUUUCUACUCACUUAAUUUGAGCCGGGCUCCGUGGGUGCGUUAAAGGGUGAGGUUAGUAUUUUUAAACUUGGGACUUUUUUUUUUGCUGCAGUUAAUACUCCGAGGUGACGGCGAGAAGGUGGGGAGAAAGGAAAUGUCGAGUGGAAAUUAAGUGUCGGUGUUUUUCUUGGCUGUCGACGCGAAAACCCAGGCGUGACUUUCGGCUGGAUGUUGCACAGAGCAGGUCGUCUUCGGCGACGAGUCUCUGCCCUCCAGAGUGGGAGAACAACGUCGCCCCUGACAACUCCGCCCGAUUCCGACGACCUCGAGGUUCUCUCAGCCUUACUCUCGGUUAUAUAAGCAUAAUGAUUGCCUUCCGCGGGUUUCCGCUGACCGUAAGCGAGUGGGAGAGUUGUGUUUGCGUUAGGAACUGUGGAAAAACCACCGGUUAAAAUUUAAGACUUUCUUCUGAGGUCUAUUUAUGUGGCUUUACACUGGCAUUGCGAUAAAUGCCGGAAGUGAAAUUUUUAGGUUCGAUCCCAAAAAGCCCCUGUUGCUUUUUAAAUAUUGUGUAUGGUUUUAAUGCCCCUCUAGUUUUAAGAGUUUCUCGUUCCUCGCCUGUGUAGGUGCUUGACAAUCGGAAUGGAGAAACAACCCCUAAUAAAUAAUAAAAUUAAUAAAAUAAGAAUUAGAAUUUUGUUCCGUUUGCUCGCUGACAUUCGCGAUGCGGAAGAGCAUGCACGCCGUGUCCUGUUGCACCAAACAGUCGAGCGGUUUUAAAUAUAUUUGGACAAGCAUUUGACAGCCCUGAUGUUUUUGUAAAUUCACGUUUUCCUUUUUUUUUCUUCUUUUUCCUUUUUCUUAUUUUGCUUUUUGCUUGAGUUUGUCAUUCUGUAUCUGAUUCUGUUUGUUCAGGAACAUUUGCACAAAGCCGUUAAAUAAAGAAUUGUGUGAUUGUGAAGAAUUUUAUGGCAGCAGAAAAAAAGAGAUAUUGAUGUAAUUUGCAGUGUGAUUACAGGAAUUUCACAGUAUUGUCAGUGUGCAGUAACUGUCAUGUUUAUGUCAUGAAAUUUAAAUAAAGAUUGAAUUUAUAUAA
Molecule: messenger RNA, 8082 nt
Organism: Anguilla rostrata (American eel)
Lineage: Eukaryota; Metazoa; Chordata; Actinopteri; Anguilliformes; Anguillidae
Gene: kif16ba
Product: kinesin family member 16Ba
Exons: 25
Coding region: 346-6003 (1885 amino acids)
Biological process (GO): microtubule-based movement
Molecular function (GO): phosphatidylinositol binding; ATP binding; microtubule motor activity
Source: RefSeq, a predicted model, not a curated record